UUUAGCUCAACUCUAACAUCGGAAAGGAACCCUUUACAAAUCUGUUCCGAUUGUAAUGCAACAUAUUUCUGUGUUGUCGAAGGCUUUCGUGACCGGAAUCACUGGGUUGCUGUGGUUUUUCUGGACUGUAUGGCCAUGUUCCAGAAGCAUUCUCUCCUGACGUUUCGCCCACAUCUGUUGCCAGCAUCCUCAGAGGUUAUGAGGUUUAUUGGAAACUAGUCAAGGGAGGUUUGUAUACCUAUGAAAGGUCCAGGGUAGGAGAAAGAACUCUUAUCUCUUGGAUGCAAGUGUGAAUGCUGCAAUUAAUCACCUUGAUUAGCAGGAAUCCUUUGUUGGGAGGUGUUCCUCCUUCAGCAGAGAGGAGGAAACCAUGAAAAUGAACAAAAUCUGGCUACCAGUAUUUUAAAAACCCUAUAAUCAGGACAGUUAAUAAAUAAUAUCACUUUGAAAACAGGAGAAUUGCAGUCAGAAAACAAUCAGGGCCUCCUAACAAAGAAUUCCCCCUGACAAAAAUCAGACAGGCCUUGAAGCUGCAAGGCUGUUCAGUGCUAGUCAAGGCAAUUAAUUGCAACGUUUACACUUGCAUCCAACAAAUAAGAGUUCUUUCCCUGGACCUUCCACAGAUAUAUAAACCUCCCUUGCCUAGUUUCCAAGAUAAUGCUUCUGGAACAUGGCCAGACAGCUCAGAAAACUCACAGCAACCAACCAUAUUUCUAUUUUUUUUAAUUUAAAAAUCACCUGCAAAUAGUUUUGGCACAAUAAGGUUCCUUUUUAAAACAACAGCUAAGUGAUUUAGUCAUGGCAUUGCUUAAAAAUUCAAGUUGGUUGUUGUUACUUUUGAAAUCAUAAUGGUGCAUCACAAAUGUUACAGAAGGAUAGGACAUGGUUUUAGAGAUGGUAGAUGUGACAUUUCAGCUGGAACUCACACUUCUCCUAAUCUGCAGAGAUUUGUUUUGGUCGCUAGUCAUAAACAUCAUGUUGACAGUCUUUUACGAGAUUCAUAGAAGAAUAGAAUCAUAGAAUUGGAAGAGACCACAAGGGCCAUCCAGUCCAACCCACUGCCAUGCAGAAGAAUUAAGCAUAAGAGGCAACAAAUCAAUCAGUGUCUUUUGUUUUCCACAAAUAUUUGUAUACAUCUAUAUCCUUGUAUUAUGCCUGGCAAUCAAAUCCUUUACUUCCUAUUUUUAUGGCUCACAGGAACUUGAAGUUUUCACUAUCUCAUGCAGCAAUGUUAACUCAAGAGUUCUGCUGAAGUCCAACAUGAAGUGAGGGAAAAGCAGUAUUUGGGUAAGAUAGUACAUCCACAAAACCUUCAGGCCAUUUAUUAGGCAUGGCAAAUAGCAAGCCUGAUAUUCUUGCUAAUUACAAUGAGCUAGAGAGCCAUAGAAAAAUGAGUUACUCAUUGCAUGUCAGAAGUUUUUUUUAAAAAAAGGAAAGCAAGUUGACACAAGGAGUCAAAAAUAUAACAUUUCUUACAUGUUUCCCUCAUUUUGUAGAACAUCUUACUGUUUUUUAAAAACUAUAGAUAAAAAUCAAUGAAAGCAUGAUCACACAGAGUUGCAGCAGUGCAGGAUAUCACAAUCUUUUAAUAUUAUCAGACAUUAAAGAGCUGGGCAUGUUUAGCCUGCAGAAGAGAAGGCUGAAAGGAGACAUAGCCAUGUAUAAAUAUGUGAGGGGAAGUCAUAGGGAAGAGGGGGAGCAAGCUUGUUUUCUGCUGUCCUGGAGACUAGGACGUGGAACAAUGGCUUCAAACUACAGGAAAGGACAUUUCACCAGAACAUUAGGAAGAAUUUCCUAACUGAGAGCUGUUCAGCUGAGAAACUCACUUCCCCAGAGUGUGGUGGAGGCGCCUUCUUUGGAAGCUUUUAAGCAGAGACUGCAUGUGACUUUGAUUGUGAUUUUCCUGCUUCUUGGUCAGGGGUUGGACUGGAUGGCCCACAAGGUCUCUUCCAACUCUAUGAUUCUAUAGGCAGAAACGUCAUUUGCUGCCAUAAAUCACCUCCUUCUGCUGCCUGAUCUCAAGAUCAGCCAGUAAUAAUAAUGUUACAUUUUGUUAUCCACCUCUCCUCACAACUCGAAGUGGGGUGCAACGUAAUUAAAAUACACAGAUAAAAUAUAAUAUUAUUAAAAUACACAGAACAAGAUUAACACCAAUACUUACAACAUUUAUAGUUAAAAUUCAGUCUAAAAUUGAUUGGGUAGGCCUGCCGAAAGAGAGAGGUCUUCUGUUGUGCCUUGAAUUCUGACAGCUGAUUUAGCUCUUUCAGUAGGUCAUUCCAAAAUCUUGGAGCAGCCAAUGAAAAGGUCAUCUGGAUUACCGUUGCCAGUUGGGUUCUGGCUGGCUGGAGUAAGCGUCCCCCUGAGGAUCUAAGUGUCCUAAGAGAGAAGGUUCAGGGUCCUCAGGAUAACGGUUAAUCUGCUGUCAAAACUUUGUUCAGAUAUUAAGAAAAGAUACUUCAUUGUUCAUGGAGUUUUUCAUCAGCAUGUCUGAAACGAUUAAAUAUAAUGACGACGAUCACAAAACUGUGUUUCUGAAAACAUUAAACGAGCAGCGGUUGGAAGGGGAAUUCUGCGACAUAGCGAUUGUAGUAGAAGACGUGAAAUUUAGGGCUCACAGAUGCGUGCUUGCUGCUUGCAGUACUUACUUUAAAAAACUUUUCAAAAAACUGGAAGUUGACAGUUCAUCAGUAAUAGAAAUCGAUUUCCUUCGGUCUGACAUAUUUGAAGAAGUGCUAAAUUACAUGUACACAGCCAAGAUUUCAGUUAAGAAACAAGACGUAAAUUUAAUGAUGUCCUCUGGUCAGAUUCUUGGCAUUAGAUUUUUGGAUAAACUUUGUUCUCAAAAACGUGAUGUAUCUAGUCCAGAAGAUAAUUCACAGUCAAAAAAUAAGUACUGUCUUAAAAUAAAUCGAUCAAUUGCUGAAUCUAAUGAUAACCAAGAUGAUGAGGUUGAGGAAAUUGGAGACCAUGACGAUAGCCCAUCAGAUAUGACAAUGGAAGGAACUCCUCCUAGUCAAGAAGAUGGCAAAUCUCCAACUGCUACUUUAAGAGUCCAGGAAGCAAUUCUGAAGGAGUUGGGAAGUGAAGAGGUUCGAAAGGUAAACUGCUAUGGACAGGAAGUAGAGUCCAUAGAAUCUGCUGAAACUAAAGACUUGGGAUCACAAACUCCACAAGCUCUCACAUUUAAUGAUGGCAUCAGUGAAGUGAAGGAUGAACAGACACCAGCAUGGACAACAGCAGCUGGCGACAUGAAAUUUGAAUACUUACUUUAUGGUCACAGGGAACAGAUUGCAUGUCAGGCAUGUGGUAAAACAUUUUCAGAUGAGGCACGGUUGAGAAAACACGAAAAGCUUCAUACUGCUGAUCGACCCUUUGUUUGUGAAAUGUGCACGAAAGGCUUUACUACUCAAGCUCAUUUGAAGGAGCACCUGAAGAUUCACACGGGCUACAAGCCAUACAGCUGUGAAGUUUGUGGAAAGUCUUUCAUUCGUGCUCCAGACCUAAAGAAGCAUGAGAGAGUCCAUAGCAAUGAGAGGCCAUUUGCGUGCCAUAUGUGUGACAAGGCUUUCAAGCAUAAGUCCCACCUGAAAGACCACGAAAGGAGACAUAGAGGGGAAAAGCCCUUUGUCUGCAGUUCUUGCACUAAAGCAUUUGCCAAAGCGUCUGACUUAAAGAGACACGAGAACAAUAUGCAUAGUGAAAGGAAACAAGUUACAACAACCAGUGCUCUCCAAAGUGAAACAGAACAAUUACAAGCAGCAGCCAUGGCUGCUGAGGCAGAACAGCAACUUGAAAAUAUAGCGUGUAGUUAAGGGUAAAACUACUGUUUAAAAAUGUUUAGUUUGAUAAACUCACUGCUGAGAGAAAUUAUUUAAAAGGACUUACAGAGUAAGAAAUAUCGUUUACAAUUCAUAGCAGACCUACUCCACCAGAAAUAUUCAACAGGAAACAAGGCCUUGAGUUGGGCAACAAAUGAAAAAGCAGAGCCUGAUUUGUAUUUGUUUAUUAACUCUCAAGGUUUCAGUACCUGCCUAUCUCAGUGGAGUAGACUAUGCAUGUGAAGUAAAAGACCUUACACUCCAACGCACAGUGAAAUUAAGAUGAAAUGUUUAAAUUUAAACAACUUUUAAUUCCAUUUGUUUGGCAUUCCAGCCCUAAGUAUGUUUGCUGUCAUGCUGGGAAUGCCUGAAUUCCCACAGAAAUUAUAUGUCAUGUUAAAAACUGGCUCAACCAAAAUGUACUCCCAUUAGGGAUUCAUUGGAUUGCAACUAUUACAUGAAAGUAAGCCUCGUGGAUUUCAUUAGAAAUUAGUUUCAUGUAAGUAUGACAAAAACAGAUUGACAUCAAGCCCUUUCGUUUUGUUUGCCUGCAGAUUUUGCUAUCAGUGAAUAUUGAGAAGCUUAAAUACAGUAAAUUAUGCUACAACACUUUUUAAAUCUUUAAAUUAUGGGUUGAAAUGAAUGCAAUAACUCAUUUAGAAAAGAAGCAUUAAAUUCCAGGCCUCUAAUCAGAAUUGAUGAUGAUAUAAUAUGUGUAGUAUUUUGUCAGAUCGCUUUUUGCAGGUGUCCGGUUCUAGUUUAAUCCAUUACAGUGAUCACUGAACAAUAGGGACUACUUUGCUUGCUUUUCUUAUCCUAAAUGGUAACUAAGAAUAUCACAAUCUUUCAUUGUUUUUCAUAGUCAACAAACUUCAAGGCUAUAAUCGUGUGCACAUUUACAUUGGUACUCAGUUGAACUUGUUUCUAAGUAAGCAUGCAGCAGAACAGUCUGUAAGACACAUUGCACUCUUCUGUGUUCUAAAUUUAAAGCAUUUGUAUAAAUCUGCAGUGUCUGUUAAAAGGUCCCACACAAGAUUCUAGCCUCUGUUUUCUCAGAGUGAACCAACCUGCAAUCUCACUCAAAUGGUACUCACUUAAGAUACUAUCUUAACAAUUUAGCAAAUACUGUAUUGAAUAGUCUUUUCAUGAAGCCCAGGAUGAAGCGGUCUGUUGGAACAUAGUUUUCUUGGGAUGCAAUUUAAAAGAAUUUCAGAACUCAUAUUGCUGUUCCGUUUUAACAACAUAAUAUAAUAUUACAUAACUGAAUUUCAUUCUGUUUAGCAUUCCACAAGUCUUAACAGCCCAAUGCCUUGCAUGUUUACUCAGAAACCUCAUUGAAUUCAAUGGUGAUGAUUUCUUAUUACUGUGUAUAGGAUUGCAGCCUUCAACUAUAUUUCAUUUAUCUGUGAUAGUUGUUGUUUGGAGAUAAACAUCCUAAUUCUGUGUUUCAAAGUAUGUCCUGAUUUCAUCUGGGCUGAUUUGUUAGUAAAUGUGCUUGGGCCUACUGCUUAAUGCCAUCACUUCAUAGAUACAGCUAUUAAGCUUAAAUCUCACAGAACUGCCAACCUUUAUUGAGCUAUGUACCACAUCUGUCUCUGGAUAUCUGUAAAGGCACAAAGAAAUGAAUACAACCUUUCCAUCAAUGGGCAUUUUACUGUAAAAGAGAAUGACAAAUUUAUUUCACCAUUUGUUUAGCCUGCCCUCCUCAAGUUAAUUAACUGAGUUAAUUCAAAAUAAAGAAUUAUCGUUUUUAUAUAUUUUAAUAUUAUUUCAAUUAUUAACAUUUCAUUUCUAACAAACUGUAGAAUGGGAUUUCUAUUCAGUAAAAGGGAAGUCUAAAGAUGUCCAACAAAUUUGGCAUAAUUUUUAUGUACUUUUAUUCAAGAUUACAUUUUAAGUAACAUUGGACAAUACAAGUACUAGUUUUUUAAACAUCAGGUUAGAAUGAAUGAUUGUAAAUUAAUGUGUCAAAUAAUCUUUUGCGUUUCUGAAUAGUAAUUACGGCUAACAUUUUGAAGCAGUAGAAUAAGUUAUAUCUAACUACUGGUCUUUGUUAUGGUGUCAUUGUGAAUCAUCAAUUGGAUAGUCAUGUUUAAGUUAUAUUUAAAAUACCAAGAGUUGGAAAAUUGUCCUGUAAAUAAAACAUGAAUAUUUUAGAAUA
Anolis carolinensis (green anole) is the source of this 5979-nucleotide messenger RNA. RefSeq names its product zinc finger and BTB domain containing 14 (gene zbtb14). Gene Ontology annotation, cellular component: nucleus. Gene Ontology annotation, molecular function: protein binding; DNA-binding transcription factor activity, RNA polymerase II-specific. Lineage: Eukaryota; Metazoa; Chordata; Lepidosauria; Squamata; Anolidae. The transcript is spliced from 3 exons. Gene Ontology annotation, biological process: regulation of transcription by RNA polymerase II. The record is from RefSeq and is a predicted model, not a curated record. Bases 2466 to 3812 code for a protein of 448 amino acids.